CGUUGAAAAUAACGUUUUCUUUUUCAAAGCAUAAGCAAUCGCUACUUGUUUAUCUUCAUCUUAUUCCUUAACUGACAUAUGUAUCUUCUUUGGUUACAGACAUCUGGUAAGAUUGCCCAAAGCAACACCAGAGGGAUACAGAGUACUGUUGUACUCAGUAAGAGAUCCUGAUCCAACAAAGAUGAAUUUCAGCGAUGCUGUCAAAGGAUUCUGCAUGUACAAUGACUGUGUGCUGUCUGAAGAUGGUUUACAGGAGGGAUACAUCGUUAUAUUCGACAUGAAAGGAGUACAACUUGGUCACCUCGCACGAGUUAGCUUACCAGCCCUAAGAUGCUUCAUGCUAUAUAUUCAGGAAGCUCAUCCGUGCAGACUAAAGGCCAUCCAUAUCCUGAACACAGCUUCUUGGAUCCAUCACGUUAUGAGAUUAGUUAUACCUUUGGUGAAAUCAGAGCUCCUUAAUAUGGUCAAGUUCCACAAAGGAAACGUACCGGAAAACUUCCCUAUCGAGUUGAUGCCCAUGGACUACGGUGGUGAAGCAGCCAGCAUCGAUGAACUGGAUCGUGAAACCAAAUCAUUGAUCAGCAAAUACCACCAAUGGCUCAUUGAAUCCGCCGAAUUCAAGAGCGAUGAAUCCAAAAGGAUCAAGAAAGCCUCCUGGUGGGGUUUCUUCGGUGGAAGCAAAAACAACACAGUCGAGUUGGACGAGAAAACCAUAUUGAAGAAUCUGCAAAUCGACUAGGGAGGCAGAUGUUAGGUGGCCGAAUUUUUUGUAUAUAAAUAUAUCUUUUGGUAUUGUACUAAUGUUAUUCGUUUCAUGAGUGUACUACAAUGUAUGGCGAUUUGAAUUCUAUGUCAGAUGAUCCACUUUAACGCUCGUUCGUUUGGGCAUCUUUAAUUCUAAUACUUUAACUGCUAUGUUCCGCAGAACAUAAGGCGUGUUUAAAAAUCAUGUAGUACCCUAAUAUUCAAAUGUUAAUUCUACCUCGUAUAUUGUCUUCCAAAAGAAUCGGAAAUGUCUUCGUUUAAAUUAUGUGGUAGAAGAACUUGUUAACUAUUUUUGUAGAUAUGCAAAUUUUAUGUUAGUUGCUUAACGGUUACGUUAUACAACCUGCAAUAAUCAAUUCAAAUAUUUUUGGAUACUAUUUAUAUAAGAAAGUAAAUGAUUUUUAGAGUUUA
This is a messenger RNA of Acanthoscelides obtectus, 1176 nucleotides long. Lineage: Eukaryota; Metazoa; Arthropoda; Insecta; Coleoptera; Chrysomelidae. The record is from the annotation of a GenBank genome assembly.